AUGGUCCCGGACGCCGGCGCCGCGACCGCGGACGCGGACGCGGACGCGGUGUGCGCGCGCGGCGACGCGGCGCGGACGGAGACGACGGAGCGGACGAACGAGGGGCGAUCGAGCGAUGAUGGGUCGAAAACCGCGAGCGGCGAUGGGUCCCUGCGCGCGGUCCUGGACGCGCUCGUGCGCGCGCGCCUGACGGAGGACGCGACGGGCGGGCGCGAUGGAUCGAACGCGCCCGAACACGCGUUUUGGGAGACGCAACCGGUGCGGCAGUUCGGUGAGAAGGAUGAAGGAGAGGCGGCGGAGGGCGCGAUCGACGCGGGCGGACGCGCGAGCGAACGGGCGGAGAGCGCGCCGCCGUCGUUACCGCCUGGGUACGAGUGGUGCUCGUGCGAUAUGCGAGAUGAGGAGACGCAGAAAGAGGUGUACGAGCUGUUGACGAAUAACUACGUGGAGGACGAUGACGCGAUGUUUCGAUUUCAGUACUCGAAGGAAUUCUUAAAGUGGGCCCUGUGCUCGCCGGGGUAUCACUUGGAAUGGCACGUCGGCGUGCGGCUAAGGGUGACGAAUACGCUCGUGGCGAUCAUCACCGGCGUUCCGGCGCGCGUGAGCGUGAAGGGGAAGGAGAUCGACAUGGCGGAGAUUAACUUUUUGUGCGUUCACAAAAAGUUGCGGUCAAAGCGCAUCGCGCCGACGCUGAUUCGAGAGAUCACGCGAAGGGUAAACGCGAAGGACGUGUGGCAGGCGGCGUACACCGCGGGCGUAGUGCUUCCCAAGCCCAUCGCUCGGGCGCGAUAUUGGCACCGAAGUUUGGACAUUAAGAAGCUCGUCGAGAUUGGUUUCACACGACUCAGCCGCGACAGCUCGAUGUCUCGCGCGGUGCAGGUGUACAAGCUGGAUCCGAAGCCCAAGUGCGAUGCGUUGCGAAGGAUGUUGGACGAGGAUGUCCCUCAAGUCACCGCGCUAUUGUCCAAGUAUUUGAGCUCAUACUCACUCGCACCCGUCAUGAGCGAGGCGGACGUGCGACACUGGUUGAUGCCUCGAGACGGCGUCGUGUUCUCAUACGUCGUGGAGAACGAAAACGGGAAGAUCACCGAUUUCAUCAGCUUUUACAAUCUCCCGUCGCAAAUUAUACACGAGCGAACGAAGCACAAGGAGCUCAAGGCGGCGUAUUCGUAUUACAACGUCGCCACGUCCAUGCCGCUCGUCGACCUCAUGGCGGACGCGCUCAUCCUCGCCAAGUGCAACAACUUCGAUGUCUUUAACACCCUGGACCUGAUGGAGAACGCGUCCUUCCUCGAGCAGCUGAAAUUCGGCAAGGGCGACGGCAAUCUACACUAUUACCUCUACAACUGGCGUCUUUCGGCUGAUUUAGAAGCGAGCCAAGUCGCCCUCGUGCUCACGUAA
This is a messenger RNA of Ostreococcus tauri, 1401 nucleotides long. Its product is annotated as Myristoyl-CoA:protein N-myristoyltransferase,C-terminal. Gene Ontology annotation, molecular function: glycylpeptide N-tetradecanoyltransferase activity. NCBI's taxonomy places the organism in Eukaryota, Viridiplantae, Chlorophyta, Mamiellophyceae, Mamiellales, Bathycoccaceae. Gene Ontology annotation, cellular component: cytoplasm. Gene Ontology annotation, biological process: N-terminal peptidyl-glycine N-myristoylation. The record is from RefSeq and is a predicted model, not a curated record. The transcript has a single exon. The coding region runs from base 1 to 1401 and encodes 466 amino acids.